AUGGCUGAACCCCACAUGAACUCGUUCACCGUUCCCUUAACACAAAUGAGUCGGAUUUCACCACUGCAUGCAACAAGUCCAACCAGGGGCAACAAGCUUAAGGGUGUUCGCCGUCGCAAAUGGGGCAAGUGGGUGUCGGAGAUUCGAGUUCCGGGCACACAAGAGCGUCUCUGGCUGGGAACCUACGCCACGCCGGAGGCUGCGGCGGUCGCUCACGACGUCGCCGUGUACUGUCUGAGGAGGCCUUCUUCCUUAGACAAACUUAACUUCCCCGAAACCUUGUCUUCUUACGGAGUUCAGCUGAGGGACAUGUCUCCGAGGUCUGUUCAGAAGGUGGCUUCCGAUGUUGGGAUGGAUGUUGACGCCAGAAACAUUGCUGCUGGCAAAACUUCAACUGGGGUGGCACAAAGUUACGAGAUUGAGAAGAAAAUUGAGGAGAGGAAUGAUGUUGGUGGAGCAGGUGAUGAGUCUUGGUGGGAUGGUUUGGAGGGUGAUGGUUGUGGGAUCUGGCAAGGAAGUGGUGAAGAUUGUAAAGAAAACGAUGCCUUGAACAUUUCCAUCGAAGAUUAUCUUUAG
Messenger RNA from Sphenostylis stenocarpa, 576 nucleotides. NCBI's taxonomy places the organism in Eukaryota, Viridiplantae, Streptophyta, Magnoliopsida, Fabales, Fabaceae. The record is from the annotation of a GenBank genome assembly.